CUGGAUGUAGCCUCGUAGAUUCGUGAUUUCAUGUGCCUUUGUUCAUAAGAAGUCGUACAAUACUGGAGGUUCUGCUAUUUCUGUCUCCUGGAACGUUUUCACGUGUGCUACUUAGUAUGCCUCAGACGAAGAUGUUGCAUGAGGACGUCGAUUGGAACGCCUUUGUUCAGCAACCUGAUAAUAAAACAGAAGGCAGAUUCACGGAGGCUACAAAGCGUCGCAUUCUCCAUGUGAAGCUGAAUUUCCAAAAGUAUUGUCCUUUCUCUUUAUGCGAAUGUCUUUGCUGAUUCGGUGUCCAUUCCAGAUUCUCAUCCAAAUUAAACCUGCCAAAAUAUGAACACUGGAUCAAAAAUAUCACACUGAGGCUAAUCGAAGGUUUCCUGCACUGGUAUCUCAAUGAGCACAAUAUGAAGUAUCAGUCUGGAUUCUUGGUCUUCGCCUGAUACUUCCGGAUCUUCUGGUGCGAAGAGAUGGACAGCCUCUUCCCUUACGACCUCAGACGCAGGAUAACAAGGCUGGUAUGCACCACUCUUACUGACGAGUAUGAACUUGAUAUGGGAGCAAAGACGCAGCCGCCUAUCAAUAUUGACGACCUCCUGUACAAGACGUACCACAUCAUGGCAUUGACUAUCAUGCAUUUUGCGACUGUUCGGUGUCAGAAUCAACACAGUUGCCUUAGGAAGAUGAUGUCAUCAACAUCUGCACGGCCUAGGACUUUGGUUGAGUCUGUGGGAUACAUGAGGAGCCGCGACUCCUUAAAAUGGAAGGAUAUUGAGCUUUACAUGGUGAAGCACCUGGAGAACCCAGCAUGUCAGACACUUCUUAUGAGGGUUACGCAUUGGCUUAACAAAGGCAAAAGGAAUAAGGGUGUCGUCCCAGUCUUCACUUAUACUGAAAGAAAUGACAACCUUGGCCUAUGUGUCAUUCAAGACAUAUUGGAAUUUGCCUUUCGCGAUGAUGCAUUUGCUAGCGAAUAUAUUAAAGAGCUGAGGGAUGUCUGGUGGUACACCCACGUGCCAAACCACCGACUCAGCACUCCUAUUCAUUUCAAGGAGGAAGUCCAAGAGAUCCCAGUAUUUCAUCAUGCAGUGAAGGAUGCAGAAGGGUGGUGGAUCACUCAUCCAACAAGUGCCUUGCCGUAUAAAAAGCUCCAGGAAGAUGAAGUCACGACAAGCAGGGAAGAUGGAUCCAAGGUCCCAGGUUCUUUGUAUAAAUAUCGCAAAGGGGCUGCUGAAAACCUUAGGCACUUAGAUGAACACUCCAGGAAUGUUAUCAUGGGCCACAGCUGGAGUCACACAUUUGCAUACUAUGUUCAGGUCCAGGACAAUACCCAAUCCACCUUUAUAGGUACCCCAACCAGAGAUGCUUUGAUAAAGCUCGCAACGAAUUCGAGUUUGACCCAAGAUGCAUCUCGCACACGUGAUCAACUCCAGCGUGAUCUGAUCGCACAAUACCAUCAGCUGCACAAGGCUCGAGGGACCACCCUGUAUUCUGAAUUUGAAAGGGCCCAGAGACAGGUGAGAGUGAAAAGGAAGAAGUUGCAUAAAACGGCCAAAGAUGAGCAGCAUGACAAUUUCUUCAAGCAUGUCAGAAACCACAUUGUUGAGGGAAAUUACAAGGGGCAACCCCUUACCUUUGAGCCCGACAUAUCGCAUGUUGUUCCGGAGAGAAAAGCCCUUGCUGACCUUGAGUUCAAGAAUCAGGAUGUCGAUAAGAUCAGCGACGCAGAGCUACUUGAGGAUCGUAUCCGAUCUCUUGAGAUGCGACUGGCUCUCUAUCACCUGGAGGUACCGAAAACCCUGCAGAAUCGCAUCAACUUUCGUGAACCUUCACCUGAAGUGCCCAGCUGUCCGGAAGUAUUGGAUAAUCUUCUGCUUGAGAGCAAAAGUGGACUUGAAUGCCCCGUAUGCCUUGGUCGUCCUGGUAUGCAUUCACGCGCAAGACGGUACAUCUAUGCCCGGAAAGAUACGCUGCAGAGGCACUUCGAGACGCAUAACUUGAAACAGAAGUUCCCAAAAGGACGGACGUGUGAUUAUCCUGGAUGCGAGGAGGUCUCCUACACUCUCUCCAGGUACAAGCUUCAUCUGGAUAUGGUACACAAGAUUUCUCUAUGA
Monascus purpureus is the source of this 2114-nucleotide messenger RNA. NCBI's taxonomy places the organism in Eukaryota, Fungi, Ascomycota, Eurotiomycetes, Eurotiales, Aspergillaceae. The record is from the annotation of a GenBank genome assembly.